Molecule: messenger RNA, 9535 nt
Organism: Podarcis lilfordi (Lilford's wall lizard)
Lineage: Eukaryota; Metazoa; Chordata; Lepidosauria; Squamata; Lacertidae
Source: the annotation of a GenBank genome assembly
GACCUGUGGGAGACACCAGAAGGAGCCAUGUGUGCAGGGGAAAGCCCAGCCCGAGAGAGCAGGAGGAGGAGGGACGGGCGAGGUGCGCCCACCCACAAAAGAGGAGGCGCGAAUGGGGCGUCGUCAGGCGGAGUCGGCUGCACGAGGAAGAGGCGUGAGGAAAGGCCGCGAGCGAGCGGCGGGCUCGUGGAAGAGAUUCCCGCCUCCAGAGUUGAGGGAGAGCGGCCAGAGCAGGGGCGGCGGCGGCCUGAGGGGUCUCGCCGUAGGAACAGCGCGGCACCAGUGCGCUCGCCUCGCGAGGCUGAAGCGGCCUCCGCUAGAACAAGGCUCGACCGCUGAGGGAGGAAAUUGGCGCCUCAGCCGAGGAGUGGGGCCCCUCUCGGCUGUCCGCCGUGGGGAGCGCAGUGGGGUCGAUGCGGUGACGUCCCCACACAGACAGACGUUUUGGUCUGCUGCUUCCCCUCAGGAACGAGCAAGACCAUUUAGGCCGGUACCCAGACGUUUGCGGGUUGGACUCCCCAAGGGCACGCUCGCAAGGCCAAAAGAACCUAAACACCGGCAGCCUAGUAUGUUUCCCAGUUAUUAUAUAAAGCACUGAAUAGUUGUUAACAACCUAUUUUCUUUUUAAGUGCCAAUUUUAUAUGUCCUGAAGAAGAUACAGCCUAAGGCUGAGCGGUUAACAAACCCCUCACGGGGACCAAAACAACCCAGAAUGUAAACUGUAAAAGCCACAUAAUUAUAAAUAACGCAAGCAGCUAUUUAAAAAGUAAACUUUUUAAUUUUUAAAAAAUAAAACUAGCAAGGGAAUUGUUUGGUACGGCACUCUAGAAACACCAGAAUAAUAUUAUCAUUGUAAUUAAGCAACAAAAAGUAUAAUGUUAAUCUACAGCUUUAGUAAAAAGAAAUUUUUAAAAAAGAAAACCUCCUAAUGCUUGCCCAUUUUAUGAGGGAAGGUUGAAGGAAAUAACAGGGUAUGGUUUUCCUGGCAAAGAGAAGACUUGAGGGCAGUGGGAUAGUAAAGAAUGAGCUGGGUUGCAAUAGCUACAACUAAGUGAUAGGGCUCGACAUGAAAUGGGGUAGGUCUUUUCUCCACCCACCCCCUCCCUUGGCUGGAUGCCACGUGAUCGUAGGAGCAGCAGCGAGAAAGUUGUGUGAGAGGUGCUGGAGUCAAGAGGCAGAGAAAAGUCUGCUCAGUUCUAUGCUUUGGGGCUUCGCUGGAAACAUAACAGAAGGAUAUAUAUAUAUAUAUUAUACACUGCUUGAUUUUUUUAAAAUAAACCCUCAAAGAUCUUGUUAAUGCUCAGCCAGUGUGGUGUAGUGGUUAAGAGCGGUAGUCUCAUAAUCUGGGGAACCGGGUUUGAGUCUCCGCUCCUCCACAUGCAGCUGCUGGGUGACCUUGGGCUAGUCACACUUCUCUGAAGUCUCUCAGCCCCACUCACCUCACAGAGUGUUUGUUGUGGGGGAGGAAGGGAAAGGAGAAUGUUAGCCGCUUUGAGACUCCUUAAAGGGAGUGAAAGGCGGGAUAUCAAAUCCAAACUCUUCUUCUUCUUCUUCUUCUCAGCUCCUCCAUCCUACACUCAGGUUCUAUAUAUGUGUAAAUGAAACCUCACAUCCUAAAGACACAAAAGUCUGUACUGUGUUGACCAUCAUUCCAGGGAAGUCAAACUCUGGAAAAUGCUUGGAAACCCUGGAGUCUCUUCCCACUCAGAGAUUGGGCUGGCACAUAACAUUAUGUAGAAUUUAUUAUGGAAGCUGGGAAAACAAAUCUCUUCUGUCCAGCAGCAGCAGACACUGUAAAUACAUCACCACGAACACAGAACUAUGGUUCCUUCAGAAUUCUGCCCUCGAUGACUUUAUUAUGUCCAGGGCUUUUUUCCCCCAGCUGGAACUGAGUUCCAGCAGCUCUCAGGUGGGUGCCAUUGCCAUUAUAAGAGAACAAGGGAGGUGUUCGUGGUGAGUUCCAGCACCCUUUUUUUUUAUAUCCACAUAUGUGCUUAUAUUUUUAUUUCCACUGCAGGGGCUCAUGGCACGUUCAAGAGCGUGCUAUUUAUCUGGGAAACAGUGCUAAGGAGCAGGGGUCAGCAACCUUUUUCAGCCGUGGGCCAGUCCACCGUCCCUCAGACCAUGUGGUGGGCCGGACUAUUUUUUUGGGGGGGGGAAUGAACAAAUUCCUGUGCCCCACAAAUAACCCAGAGAUGCAUUUUAAAUAAAAGCACACAUUCUGCUCAUGUAAAAACACCAGGCAGGCCCCACAUAUAACCCAGAGAUGCAUUUUAAAUAAAAGGACACAUUCUACUCAUGUAAAAACAUGCUGAUUCCCGGACCGUCUGUGGGCCGGAUUGAGAAGGCAAUUGGGCCACAUCCGGCCCACGGGCCUUAGGUUGCCUACCCCUGCUAAAGAGGAACCAUUUCUUCUCUACUCCCAAUCAAAAACAGGCACGUACACCACACAAACAUUUUUUAAACCCAAACUUCUCCUACAACUAUGUUUUGACCUUUAAAGGUUAAGCAAGACUUUGCUGCUGCUUCAGUCUUCUUCCCCUGUAAAGGUGACUACAUAUACAGUAUAAAUUUGCAGAGUGCACCCAGCCAAUAGUCAGUGGUAACAGCUCUGACCAACUCUGCCUCACUGAGUAAUGAUGUGCUAAAUGCACUGAAGAAGGCAUAAGGAAUGUCCAUGGUUUUGAUUACAGGGGGCUAAAGCCAUCCAGUCCCUGUCCCAGUUUGUGGAAGUUUCACAGACAUAAUCUUAUAAGUAAUGUUCAAGUUACAUGUUAAGCAGAGCUCUCUGAUCCUUCUGGCAUUUUUCGGCCUGGGGAAAGCAGGGAAAUGUUAUUUUUGGGUUAAAAUCACCCUCUAUAAGAUGCCUUUUUACCCACAAGAGGAGAGGAGAUAGAGACCUCCAUGGGUGAAAAAGAAGCUGAAAAAAUGGCUAGAGAGGAAGGGGUUAAGCCGUCUUUCUUCAUGCACUCUUCUUCCAUGCUGCCCUGAGGUAUUUGGCUUCCAAAAUAAAAAACACAGAAGAAAAAUUACUGAACUCUGUACAGCCCUUGAGACCUUCAGCAUGCAAAGCAUGUGCUCUAUCACCAAGCAUUGGUCUCUUCCCAGGUGGCCUGAGAUGCCCUGAGAAAAGGAGACAUUUGUAUAUAUCUUCCUAUAAAUAGGGAUGUAUUUCUACAUUACUCAGCUGGAAUGUGGUACAAAGACACCCUGAUUACGAGAAAGCUCUAAAAAGAUAUUUUCACUUCAUUAACUCCACAGUUCGGUCCAUGAAAUUUAUCACCUAACAGAAAAGAACAUCCCAAGACAGAACAAACAAAAUUAAAUAUAGGACAACUACAUGAAACUAUGGUGGGAGAUAAUCUGGGUCUACGAGGUUUGGUGUCAUCACUAUGCUGCCAACACUCAGCUCUAUUUUACUAGUAGCAUAAUAUAUGCCAGCAUGUUUCCCAAUAUAUUGAUGCACACCACCCCAUUCUCCGAGCGGUGUAAGAUUCCAGGGUCCAGGUGGUUAUCCAAGGUUCGUGUUUUAUUUGGAAAUGAGGCACAGCGGAGACUCUGGUGUCUUUAUGAUAUAUGGUUUAUUUACACAUAUAUACAACCUGAGCCUGUGGUGGAGGGACUCGCAGCGCUACCCUCCAAGGGGUUCUUACUUUCCCAUGGCCUCGGUCUUAGAUUUCAGCAGAAAUUAGCCGUGCCACUCUCUGUUGCUCUGUUCCAGCUUGCUGCAUUUCAUAGACCGCCACCUUUUCCUCCCAAGCUCACAUCCUAGCCAACCACAAUCCUAAAAGAAACUACUCUUCUUCAAACUCUGGCCUUUGGCCUUCAAAAUAACUCACAGCUGGAGAGCUGUCUGUCACAGAGCCCCAGCUUUCUUAAUGUUACAAUAAUGGUUCAUCACCUUGCCAUUGUUAACAACUCAUACUUAGCGGCCAUCAUCAGGCUGGCCUGGCUACUCUGGCCAUUAAAUUCCUGCUGGAUUCAGGGGGCUUGAACCUAACACCUAUUAGGAACUAGGGGAAUCUGGCACCUCCAACUCACAAGGAUGUCUUGAAAUAUUUCCAGUGCUCAAAACUAAGCUCCGUUGAGUUCAAAGUAGCUUACUUCCAGAUGUCUGUAGGAUUGCAGCCUCAGUGAAAUGUUAUAAGAUUUAUAAUUUAAACAGAUUUUUAUGUUUAUUGUUACCUAUCCUAUCCCAAGGCUUUAAAUUAGAACGGACAAUUAAAAAUACCGUAAUCAUGUACAUUCUACAAACAAAUUUGUUUUGCAUUGAACAGACUGUAUGCUGUUGAAAUAGCUGCACAGGACUACUACUGUUACAGAUCUUCGUUUCAACCUUUUAUGCAUUGCUAAUAUUUUAGUUCAACUGAUCUAACGAGAAGCCAAGUUCCCCAAAGAAUAAACAAUACAGCAGGAUUUUAUCGUAUUGGUUCGUUCUUUGAGGCUGAUUGCAUUUUCAUCUUUUUAAAGCAGUGUGAGUUUGGAAGCAUAAAAUAAUAUUAAGGGGAAAUUCUGAGAAUGUGGGAAAAAAGAUAGUGAAGAAUUAGUUCCUAAGGGGAAUGAAAUAGAAUUGUAAUAUUACUGACCAUAGUUUCCUGUUUCCCCAUAAUGAUUCACAUAAGUAACCAAUUCAAAUAAGCAGGCAAAAAGUAGGCAGUAUUGUUUUCCCCAGAGUGGACUGAAAACACUUUUAUAAACAUUUUUGCCAAUAUGAGCUUGCUAAUGGUAAAACAAUGGACCCAUUAAGAUAUGCAAGAUUCACUAAAGGUAACCGCAGAGCAAACCUUCAAUGAAAAUAUGAUUGUUUAAUAAAUGAACUGUAUUCACAGUAAGAACACAAUCCUGCUAAACAUAAGAAGCUGACAGAUCCUAUGCAUGUCGACUUAGAAGUAAGCUUCACUGAGUUCCAUGGGACACCUUGGUGAGUAAAAGGAUGCAGCUAUAAUCAAGAUAUGCUUACUUAGGCUAAAGCAAUGGCAGAUAGGCAAUUAAUUUCAGAAUGUAUUACGUAAUGGGAAUAAUAAGUGUGGAAGUUUGCAUACAGUAAUGCUUAGAUACUUGAAUGUUGCCAUUUAUUUUUACUGUAUUCUGUGAAAAUAGAUUUUCACACGAAGGUCCUCUUUCUGCCUGAGUUGGGGAUGAUGGGCAGAGAUAAUACUGCACUUGCAGCCCAUCAUGUCAGCUCUCUGCUUCCAGCCAAUCAGGCGAGAACUGAGCGGUAGGGACAGAGGGGCACCAAGGUGAAUGUGGUCCACCUGAAAGAUUGCAAGGGGUGCCUACUCCCAAGGAUACAGCCAGUUCCUUCCCAGCCUGCCCAUCCCUAUGCAUCUCUUUUUGCUGUAGCUUGUAACAUUGAAGUAAUCUCAGGAUUGCUGUGAACCCAGUGUUAGCUGCUGGUUGAUAGGGCUAGGAAGGAAAUUUACAUAUGGCUGGAACUAGCAGAAUCAGUUUCAAAAUCCUAUGAUAUUUGUAUUGUUGAUUCCCUGGGAGGGAUGGUUUAUUGUUGCUGUUUACCACAGCUUUCUUGUGUCACAAUUAUCAAAGGGCACUAAGGCAUUCAGCAGGAUUAAUAAAUGCAAGGUAGCUGGGGAUGGGACAUUGGGGCACAGGCGUGGGAUAUCCCAUUGCAGGGGUGAUGGCAGCAGUGUGCCCUAGAUUCUCUUUGUGUGAAAGCCACUCAAAUGGCAUUAAAGCCAUUGAUGGCCAUCACUGAUAGCCCAUAACCCAAUUCAACUCCGCAGCCUGGGCUGAGUUAAGCAAUGUGGCAAUGUCAAGCAUAGAACCUCAGCCUUAUGCCAUGCUAUUUGCCUUUGUGAAGCUGUAUCCAAUGAUGUGGCUAGUAUACUUCCAGCUUGGGUGUCCAGUAUCUCUGCUCACUCACAACACCCACUGUGCUCUAUGAGGCAUGAUAAUUUUCUGAAGGAGAUUCCUCAAAGGCAUUAAGCCUCCCUCCCUCCCUCCUUAUAUUCCAUUGGCCAAAUUGGGAUUCUUCUCCAGAAAUAUGAUAGAACAUUCUCACACAGUCACCUUUCCCCACAGUCAGUUUUUGCAUUGUUUUGGUCUAGGUACAGGGCAUUGCUUUAAUCAGCAGAUUAAAAUGCACCUUAAAAAAACAACUGGUUUAAUAAGAUAGGAAUAUUUUAAUCUCUCUAUGUAACCUAAGGGGACGCGGGUGGCACUGUGGGUUAAACCACAGAGCCUAGGACUUGCCGAUCAGAAGGUCAGCGUUUGAAUCCCCGCGACGAGGUGAGCUCCCGUUGCUCGGUCCCUGCUCCUGCCAACCUAGCAGUUCGAAAGCACGUCAAAGUGCAAGUAGAUAAAUAGGUAGUACCGCUCCGGCGGGAAGGUAAACGGCGUUUCCGUGCACUACUCUGGUUCGCCAGAAGCGGCUUAGUCAUGCUGGCCACAUAACCCGGAAGCUGUACGCCGGCUCUCUCAACCAAUAAAGUGAGAUGAGCGCCGCAACCCCAGGGUCGGUCACGACUGGACCUAAUGGUCAGGGGUCCCUUUACCUUUACCUAUGUAACCUAAGAACUUUAUAAGUAGAAAAUACUACUUUUCCCUCAGUCUGGCCAAUGCUAAAAUGAAGUCACUAACUGUAUUAACAGAAAACUGUAAUACAAAAAUAAAUGUUGCAGAAUAUUCUUUCUUUAGUUUGAGAAGGUAGAUUAGCGUUACUUUCACAAUUAAAACCCCUUAAUUGGUUAAACCUAAUAUUAACUGAACUCCAAUACUGCGUUAACAAGCAAUAUAGUUCCUAACCCCAAAGGAUUACAGUCUCUAUAACAUGACCAGAAGAAUGGGAAUAGAAAGUGUUAAAAGUUUGGUCAGAGAUGGGAUGAAGGGGUGGAGAGGGAUAUGAUGGGAAAAACAAAUGAAUAGAAGGAAGUUAAUUACCAAAGAGCACUGAGUGAAUUGGUGAUCCAAAAGUCUCUUUGCAAAAUAAAGGUGUAUUUACAGAGUGUAUUUACAAAGGUGUAUUUACAGAGGUGUAAAUGAAAAGGGGUUUUGGCUUAAUAUGUAGAGGUAGCAAGGCCUUUCCUUGGCACAAAAAGCAUCGUGGAACAAGGCGCAAAGAGCAGAAUGCAAGAAGUGAACUAAGUGGCUUGAUAUUAUGGGCACACGUGGAGUGAUAACAAAAAGGGAAAUGAUAGAAAAUGAGGACAGAGACACAAGCAACAGCAAAAUCGUAGCAAAGAAAUCUGAAUUCAUUGAAAUAUUUUCAGAGCUUGAUGUGAUCAUAAUGGGAUGUGGACCGUGUCUUCUAAAGAAAAGAAUAGCAUCAAAUGCUAUGAGAUUUCUUCAUUUGUUGAUGUUGAAGAAAGAUAUUUUUAAAAAUACAAAAUACAAUGCAUGAUCAUCUUAUUGGAUUAGCAAAAGCAAUAUUUUAGUUACCUUUCAAAGAAGUUUUCAGGGGUAGAGGUCUCAGUUCUGCACAAAUAACUCCCAAGACACAGCUAUCUGACUCUUCAUCUGCUGUUUCUUACGUAUAAUUCAGUAGGGGAGUGCUGCUCGAAGCUGUGUUAUGCUUGAUGUUGAUGCGAAAGUUAUUUAUGUAAGAGAUGUCUGGCCAAUGAACAAUGUGGGAGGAGCGUGCAUUUUCAGAAUGUCCUCCAGGACCUUAUUUUGUUUCAAUAUUCCAUUUUCAAGAUUGGCAGCAUUAUAUCAAGAGAGUUUCUAAUGCUUCAACUUGGUUAGGUGGUCACAGGAGGGCAUGUGUUGACCUUCUCAGUGAACUAAUUGCUUUUAAUGGAUAGUCAAAACAGCAGUGUACAGGAAUACAGUCUGCAUAGUUAGAAUCACUGUCCUGAUAAGUGAAUUUCUAAAACUCAUGAAAAGGAAUGUGAUCAGUAUCUAAUGCAUUAUGGCAUAGUGGAAAGGUUGCACAUACUUCCCCCCUCCCCCCAAAAGUAAAUUGUCCCUGUUUGCUUUUUUUGCAUUGAAAUGGGGGGGGGGGAGAGAAUGUUUCCUUCAUUAAGUUCAUUCUCUAAUGCACUUUAAGUUUAUAUCCAGCAAAAGUAUCAAUGUGUGUGUCCUUUCAGCAUUUUGUUGACAUGUUGGCUUUAUAAGAACAUUUUGCGUGACAGAAAAUCUCUUUAAAGAACAGCUGUUGUGGCUACUUGAUUAGUCACUUCCCAAACUACACAACUGACUGUUUCUUACUUAGUAAAUGAUUCCUCUGGUUCUUUAAAGAAUCACCUAUGUGGUUUGAAGAAACUAAAAUACUUUCUUUAUAUAUGUUUACAAACAGAUUCAAAACACAAAUGGGAAAUCUGGAGUACUUUUAAAAAUCAGCUGAUUUUGCCCCUCUUAUUCUAUUCCCCCCCCCAAAAAAAAUACAGCAGAUUUCCCAUUUGUGUUUUAAGUUUCUUUGUGAAUAUAUACAAAGUAUUUUAGUAUCUUUAAACCCCGCGAGGAAUAACUUUGCUCUUGGCAAAAUCUUUAUUUAUGCAAUAAUACUUACACACAGUUCUUUUCUUCUAGACAAAAAGGUGCUGGCACUCACCAUGAAGUUGUUAUAUUAAGUGCCACAUUUUUAACCAGUGCUUUUCUUCUAGAAAAAAAGGUGAUGGUAUGCAUACACUUGAGUACCCCUAUGGGGGGGGGGGAGGAGCGAGCGCUGCUUACAUAGAAGACAUUCUCAUUGUUUGUGGCCAAAGUUGGUCUGGUAAAUAUGGAUAAUCUGAAAUUCCUGCCUAAAAUAUUAUUAUACCUGUCUUGAUUAUCCUGAACAGGCCUAUUGCUUUGGCAUAUUCUGAUUAACCUUGAUGCGUGACAAAGGCUUAAUGGAAGGUCUAGCUGACUAGCUUAUCACUGUAUGCUUCUUACAGAUAAGUUCUCAUAACCCAGUAGCUAAGUAAGCCUUCAAGUUGCUUGUGUUAAGUAGAAUGUGAGAGAUUAAAGAAUGUACAUCUGUAUUUUGUGUGGGUCCCUAACAAGCAUUAUAUGGAUAUAAAAUAUUUUAUCAAAUUACUUGCAAGUUCUUUAUGAAAACUUAGCUUAUUUUAUAAAAUGAUUUAUUAUUUAUUUAUUUAUUUAUUUAUACAAUAGUGCUAAAUGUAACAUGCAAGAACACAUUUCAGAAGUUUUCUAAAUGUUCUUAAGGAACUAGUACAGUAUUUCUUUAAAAAGUCUUUCCCAAAUGAUCUCGCUGAGCUUCUCCUAAAGGAGAAAAGAAGAAACCAAAUAUAUGUAAGGGUAGUAUCAGAAGCCUUCUGGAUUUUUCUUUCAACUGGAUCUAAUAUUUAUACUCAUAUAGGUAAGCAAUAAUCCCUAAUUUUUUAAAGAUGUAAAUCUUAAUAUAAGAAUGAUGUGUCAGGUUAGGCAAAAUAGUCACAAAGUGUCAGCAGCUGCAAUGACCUGGCUAAAACUAAUAGAGGGUGACCUAGAUGCUGUUACUUUUUUAUAAUAUAAGACUUGUUAGUCACUUAUUAUCCAAAGGUCUCCAAACAAUUUACCUUUAAAAUCAUAAACAUAAAUACAUUGUACCAUAACACCCGCCCGAAACCCCUACAGAACUUUAAACAGAAUGCAC